Molecule: messenger RNA, 1335 nt
Organism: Quercus robur (English oak)
Lineage: Eukaryota; Viridiplantae; Streptophyta; Magnoliopsida; Fagales; Fagaceae
Product: acyl-CoA hydrolase 2-like
Exons: 9
Coding region: 432-1118 (228 amino acids)
Biological process (GO): fatty acid catabolic process; acyl-CoA metabolic process
Molecular function (GO): fatty acyl-CoA hydrolase activity
Source: RefSeq, a predicted model, not a curated record
UUUUCCCGUGUUUAUUUUGACAGACUAAAAAAGUGAUUGGAGGUCCCAAGUAGGCUCUGUAACAAGUCUUAGUCUAGACCCUGUUUCAAUAUUUCUUUUUAUGUUUAAGCUUUCUUGUCUCUGACCCUGUUGUUGUCUGUGUAAAAAACCCAAAAUAUUCUUCAUUUUUACUACCAUUUUAGUGACUGCAUAAAGAAGUAAAAGUUCGAACAAAUUAUGGCUUUGAAAUAGUUUUGUGCUUGACUUUUUCAUGUCAAAUUGUUGAUUCAAUAUGUUGUGGGGUUCAUGCAAUGUUGAAUUCUGCUACAGGAACUAUUAUUAUAUCUUCAUGAUUAUGGAACUAUAACUUAAAUUCUUGCGCAAUGCUAUAAAUUUCUGGUACCAUAAUCCAUUAUCCCUUUCAUGGAUUAAAAUUAGUGAGAAAGUUGUUAAUGGUACGCAUGUAUCAAGUUCAACGAGUACGUGAUGGGAAACACUUUGCUACCCGAAGAGUAGAUGCGAUACAGAAGGGAAACAUUGUAUUCACAUUACUAGCUCCAUUUCAGAAAGAAGAAGGGUUUGAACACCAGGAAGUAACAAUGGCUUCUGUACCUGCUCCAGAGAUGCUUCCAUCGAUGGAAGAGCUACAUGAGAUACGUCUCACGGAUCCACAUCUUCCAAGGACUUAUGGGAACAAGGUGGCCACUACAAAUUUCAUCCCUUGGCCCAUUGAGAUACAGUUUUGUGAGCCCAAUGCUUCAACCAAUCAGACUAAAUCUCCUCCAAGGUUAGCCUGGUUUAUUGUCAAAAGGCAACUCUCUGAUGAUCAGGCCUUGCAUAGAUGUGUAGUGGCAUAUACUUCUGAUCUGAUAUUUCUUCAAGUAAGUAUGAAUCCCCACCAUAGGAAGAAUUUGAAGACAAGUGCUGUUAGUCUGGACCACUGGAUGCACUUUCACUGGCCUCUCAGAGCUGAUGACUGCCUAUUAUUUGUGAUAAACAGUCCCGCUGCCUACAAUGCACGUGGUUUUGAUUCUGCUAAAAUUUUCAAUAGAAAGAGAGAGCAUGUUGCAUCGGCAACUCAAGAGGGCCUAAUUAGGGUGAUUAAAAAUCCAAUUCCACCUGUGACUUCGAAGCUGUGAACUGGUUGAUGCUAGGUCAUGUCAAUGGAGUAUUAUGCUGAACUUUUGGUUAUCAAUCAGGUUUAUGUGCCAAGAUCCCCACCACACCCCCCCCCCCCCCCCCCAACUCCCCCUCUCUCUAUUUUCCUUUUAUAUUAAAUAUUCAAUAAUGAUUUGUGCAAUUGUAACAAAAAUGAAAAAGGGUGAAAGUUAAUUAGUUUGACUAUGUAGCAUUUAA